Molecule: messenger RNA, 406 nt
Organism: Toxorhynchites rutilus septentrionalis
Lineage: Eukaryota; Metazoa; Arthropoda; Insecta; Diptera; Culicidae
Product: cuticle protein 19-like
Exons: 2
Coding region: 42-356 (104 amino acids)
Cellular component (GO): extracellular matrix
Source: RefSeq, a predicted model, not a curated record
GUUCAACAGUUCAGUAGAACAAAUUGCACGAAAAAUUCAAAAUGUUCAAGCUGAUUGCUUUGGUUGCCUGCUUGGCCGUCAUCGUCGCUGCCAUCGAUGAUCACCACACCGAUCCCAAAUACAAGUUUGAAUAUGGUGUCAAGGAUGGACACACCAAGGAUCACAAGAGCCAGUGGGAAUCUCGCGAUGGACAUGCCGUGAAGGGACAGUACACUCUGGAUGAAGCCGAUGGAACUCAUCGUGUUGUUGACUACACCUCGGACCAUAAGGCUGGAUUCCAGGCUCAUGUUCAGCGUGAAGGACACGGCAAGCACCCACACGGAGAGAGCUAUUCCAACAUCAAACAGAAGCAUUAAGGUGUGAACGGUUUGGAAUGAAAAUAAAUAAAAAGCCAUUGUAGAUAGCA